Cyprinodon tularosa is the source of this 1276-nucleotide messenger RNA. RefSeq names its product endochitinase A1-like. The record is from RefSeq and is a predicted model, not a curated record. The transcript is spliced from 5 exons. Bases 219 to 1061 code for a protein of 280 amino acids. Lineage: Eukaryota; Metazoa; Chordata; Actinopteri; Cyprinodontiformes; Cyprinodontidae.
UUUCCUCCUCUGCUCCCACGCAGCAUGCAGGCCACGCAGCCCCACCCUCUUCUGCCCGACUCCCUCAGGAUAUUUUUAGCGCUGAUGAUGUGCCCUGUCAAAUCCCGUAACGGAAACAACAUGAAAAGAGAGAAAGAGGGCAGAGCUGCUGGCGAGAGGAGGCUUCACUGACAUCUGCAGCAGAAGAGAAGAAAGGAAGGCAGAGGAACCCCGAUGAGAUGAGAGCUGAGAUCCAUUUGGUGAUCUGCGUGUUGGUGGUGUUUACCGGAUCACCGCAGACUGGAGGUCAGAGCCAUGCUUUGCCUGCUGCAUCUAUUGCAUCCUCAUCCCCGGCUCCUACCGAGACCCCGCCACCUCCUGAGGGGACAGAGCCCACGAUAACAGAGGUUCCACAGCGGACACAACAUGUUGCAGGCAGGAAUGAAACCUUCAGUGAUCCCACAGUCCCUUCCUCGACAGAAAGGAUGAUUGAACGGGAGACCUCAGCAGAUGCAGGACACUUGCACGUCUCAAGUUCCACUAAAGCUACAUCUCAGAGUACAAAUACAACUCCAUCCCUGUCAGCUGCCGCAGUCAACCUUUCCUCCACGCCGACCGCUCUGAGCUCCACCUCUCAUCAAGCUACCGGUCACAUAGAUCUGCUGACCAGCAAGACUGUCUCCACCGUUUCAUCUCCAACAGUACAGACUGCGAGGGAGGAAAGCUCCACUUCCCUUACUUCUACCAUGCAGCCACAAUCUGCAGUCACCACACAUACAACAGCUCUGUCUCAGACCUUAGCCUUCGUUUUGGCCCCAGUGGGACCCACACACAGGGAGUUUCCAUCUGAGCUGAACAUCGGAGAUGAAGACCUGAAGGGGUCCCACCACGGCUCCAGCUCUCCUCUGGACCCUCUGCUAGCGAGUCUGUUGUCAGUGUUCAUUGUUGCCACAGCUGUCGUCUUCGCCGUUCUGUUCUUGAAAUUCCGCAAGAGGAUGAACAACCCUGAGUUCCAUCGACUGCAGGACCUUCCCAUGGACGAUUUGAUGGAAGACACGCCCCUCUCCCCGUACGCCCACUGAUUGAUGCUCCUGUCUGUUCCUUCACUUGCACCCUGCAGAGAACAUAUGCAGAUCAAGCAAUUAAGGCCAUGUUGGAAGAAACAUGACCUUCAAAGGAGCUUUUUCUCAUUUAUUAACUUCUCUGUUUAAGACUUACUGGAGAACAGAUUUAGUUAUUUAGUUAUUGUUGUUUAAAUCAAAGGUUUUAGAGUCACUUAAUAUCUGUUCCACAUUCC